GAAAGGGAGCGGCACGACGGCACCUUGGCGCUCAGGGGCUGCUGCCAAAAACCGUCCUCCACCAAGGCAGCAGGGACCCUCCAGCUGGAAGAAGCUUUCGGGGCAGCCUGGGGAACUGAGGAAUCCGUGCCAUCAUGGGGGUAUUGUGGCUGGCCAGGUUCAUGCUGGGAUGUACAGCGGUUAUGUACGUGGAACGAGCCCAGGGUCAAUAUGAAGGGGACUUGCAGACAGACAGAUUUGCAGGCUACGAGGAAAGACAGCCAGCGAACAGAGUAAGAAGAAGAGGCCAAGACACUUUACGAGGACCCAAUGUCUGUGGCUCGAGGUUCCACUCCUACUGCUGCCCCGGCUGGAAAACACUGCCCGGAGGGAACCAGUGCAUUGUCCCAAUUUGCAGGAAUUCUUGUGGCGAUGGAUUUUGUUCACGGCCAAACAUGUGUACGUGCUCCAACGGACAACUUUCUCCCAACUGUGGCUCAGCUGGAGUCCAAACCUGCAACGUGAGGUGCAUGAACGGUGGCAGCUGCAACGAGGAGUCCUGCCUCUGCCAGAAAGGCUACACGGGAACGUACUGCGGGCAGCCUGUCUGUGAAAACGGCUGCCAGAACGGAGGCCGAUGCAUUGGGCCGAACCGCUGUGCAUGCGUCUACGGCUUCACCGGCCCCCAGUGUGAGAGAGACUAUCGUACUGGUCCUUGCUUCAGCCAAGUAAACAACCAGAUGUGCCAGGGCCAGCUCAGUGGGAUCGUCUGUACCAAGACCAUGUGUUGUGCCACCAUUGGGCGAGCCUGGGGUCACCCGUGUGAGAUGUGCCCUGCCCAACCUCACCCCUGCCGCCGAGGUUUCAUUCCCAACAUCCGGACUGGAGCCUGCCAAGACGUGGAUGAAUGUCAAGCCAUCCCCGGCCUCUGCCAGGGUGGUAACUGCAUCAACACGGUGGGUUCUUACGAGUGCAAGUGCCCGGCGGGACACAAGCAGAGCGAGACGAGCCACAGAUGCGAAGCCCGUAGGACCUGUGAGCCCAGCUCUACUCAUGGAUCCACCGGUUUCAUGACCAGCCCUGACGGAUCACGCUGCAUUGACCAGCGGAUUGGGACGUGUUUCUCUGCUCUGAUCGGGGGCCGCUGUGCCGGGGACCUUCCUGGCCAGUACACCAAGAUGCAGUGCUGCUGCGACUCCGGGCGUUGCUGGGCCAUUGGUCAGACUCCGGAGAUGUGUCCUGUCCGGGGCUCUG
Apaloderma vittatum (bar-tailed trogon) is the source of this 1233-nucleotide messenger RNA. Its product is annotated as fibrillin-2-like. Gene Ontology annotation, molecular function: calcium ion binding. The transcript is spliced from 9 exons. The annotation marks the transcript as partial. The record is from RefSeq and is a predicted model, not a curated record. NCBI's taxonomy places the organism in Eukaryota, Metazoa, Chordata, Aves, Trogoniformes, Trogonidae.